Molecule: messenger RNA, 2213 nt
Organism: Hibiscus syriacus
Lineage: Eukaryota; Viridiplantae; Streptophyta; Magnoliopsida; Malvales; Malvaceae
Exons: 7
Coding region: 232-1944 (570 amino acids)
Source: RefSeq, a predicted model, not a curated record
UUUUUCUCCCUCUUCCCCCAAGCUCCAUCUCCCACCCGCGCCUCCUUGCUGCUCUUCUUCCCAACUGUAGCUGUUUUUUUAUCCUCCGCCGCUCCUUACUUCUCUCCCGACUCCGGAAACCGCCUCCGUCCAGAGAAGGUUGAUUCAGAACUCGUUCAGCGGCAAUUCGGCAAGGCAAUAACUUCAGAUUUGCGAUGGAACUGGCAUUUUUAUUACCUUAAAGUUGGCUUCAUGGAGGGCAGCAGUUUUCCCUUACCAAAUUUGGGUUCCGAUGUUGUUAGCACACCAAGAAAAGCCGGAAAAAUGCUUAGUAGUAGUAGUAGUGGAUUUUCUAAGAAAACACGUGUUGGUCAAAUAGAAGACAUUAUGAUUUCAACUGGAGUUGAUGACGUAAAGGAUAAGCCAGGGUGUAAUUCUACAAAAUGUAACUUAUCAGAUAAAACACAAAUGCUGAGACAAAAGAACAGCUUUAGUGGCAAGAGAGGUGACAGGAAAAUUUUCAAAGUUCCUAUGAAGCCGAAAUCUGAUUCUUUCUCCAAGAAGGGUGGUUUUGCAAGCUUUACUCUGGCCUCUGGUGGGAACAACUUCCUUGGAUUGUAUGGACUGAAGUCUGAUGAUAUAAAUGAUGUCUCCAAGCUUGUAGAGGAUUUAUCAUUAAAUGAACUCCUUGAUGGUAGAUUCGAGCAUCCCAUUUUAGGCGGUGAGAAGGAUAGGAAAGCAACUAACACAACUGAAAAUUUUCUACAUUCUGUUAGAAAGGUGUUCUCCAUUCUUCCGCUACGAAGAGCACAAUGCCACAAUGUUGCGGAUAUAGACAGUUCUUCCCACAUGAAAAUGCCCUCAUGUACACUGAGCUCUGUUUCUGUUCCGGCAAGUAGUGUUAAUGGUGAUAAAGAAGACACUUGUUCUGUAGACCCAUCACCAUGCAACAAGGAUUCAUCUGGCAAGUGUGAAAUGCCUGCCAGUCCUUCGGAUUUUUCAUUGUAUCAGCCCAAAGAUAUUUUACAGCGCUUGGCGUUACCUCCACCAAAAGAUCUGGACUCUUUACUUCUCGAUGCAACCAAGCCUUCAACAUCCACAAGGAAUAAUUCUGAUACUCGUUCAGGCAAGCAAAUGCUCCGCCGAGCUAGCUUGCCACCAUUUCCUUGGUCGCAUACUCUUAAUGGGUGCAGAACCAAUCCUGAUGCGGUUAAGCUCUUAUCAAACAAGUGCAUGUGCCAAGGGCGAUGGGGAAAAGUACCAAACACUUCCAGUUCACCUGAGACUGCAACUGGUUGUUUUUCCAACUUGGAAUCACUUGCCUAUGAUCCAAGCCUGAUUCCUUCCUUUCCAAAAUUUGGUAAUUCAGAAGGUGAAAUAGCAUCGCCAUCUGGUACUCUUCAUUUAUGUGAACAGCGUGCAGAACCUCUUGCAACUUAUGCCAAGGCUUUUAAUGUUCCACAAGUUGGACACUGUCCAAAAAUAUUGGCUGCAGCUCAAACAUUAUGUGACAUUGCGACAAAACCCUUGAGGCAGAACCCAGAUGGCAUUAUAAGGUGGCCAAAGAAGCCUUCACAAAAGGCCAUGAAAGCUCGCAAGUCAAAAUCAAUUGAGAAAUCGGAUGGAGUAUAUGCGACGACUUCUUCAUUGUUGGGAUCUGACAAACUGUUGAGAUGCGACACGGACCAUAUAAUUCUCUCGAAAAGGCCUAAGCUCUCUGUAGUCGAGAAUAAGAAGGAUCUCAAUCACAAAAAUGGUGUUAAAAAAGCACAGAUGGCUUGGUCUACACCUAAAUCAAGUAGAUCAUCGCCUGGCAAAACAGUGAGUGAUACAAGACAUUCCACUGCCAAUGUAGUAAAGAUGCCAUGUACGAAUCUUCCGGCAACGGUUUUGGAUAAGCCUUGCAACAGUCAACAUAAGUUACGGAAGCUAAUGCCCGUAGACUGGAAACGGGGGGAGAGAUAGGCUCGACUAAUCAAGUAAUCUUUUCUUUUUUUUGAUGUAGAAGUUUGCAUUCCAUAAAUAUUACUAUUUAUCAACCCCUCCGUGAGGCUAAAUCGGUGUUCCUGGUUGUAUGUAAAUAUAUCACGUUGUAGGCUGUGUUGUUGCUGAAAAAGGGGAAAAUGUUACAAUGGUAGUAUCAAGGGAUAGUUGUAGAAUACCGCAGGUGAAUUCUUUGCCUUGUAUAUUGUAUAGAGCAAUUGAUGAGGCAAUAGAAGUUUCAGUUUCUCGCA